Molecule: messenger RNA, 228 nt
Organism: Macrosiphum euphorbiae (potato aphid)
Lineage: Eukaryota; Metazoa; Arthropoda; Insecta; Hemiptera; Aphididae
Source: the annotation of a GenBank genome assembly
AUGGCGAUCAUUUCACGCGCGCACUCUGCCGAUUCACCAGAGAUUUGGAGCGGGAAGGUAGUACGUUGUCGCAUGGUGUCGAUGCUCGUGGAAACGUCUAUCGAAAAUUUGAUAGAAGAAAUUGAAAAGAGACCAGCACUAUAUAAAAAACAACUUAAAGAGUACUCUGAUAUAAAUCUGAAGAAAAAACUAUGGGAAGAAGUUUGUGAAGUAGUUAUUCCCGAUUGA